This is a messenger RNA of Chara braunii, 12126 nucleotides long. The record is from the annotation of a GenBank genome assembly. Lineage: Eukaryota; Viridiplantae; Streptophyta; Charophyceae; Charales; Characeae.
CCGCGGGCUGCUGCACGAGAUUAGGAUUCCAGCUAGCUCCAGCUGCACUGGAAGAGAGAGAGAGAGAGAGAGUAACCGGCCUUACCUUACCGAUAACGUAACAACCGGAAGGAAAGAGGCAGUGGCUGAGGAGCCGGAGUAGUAGUAGUAGUAGUAGUAGGUGAUUCAAGGGGAGGAAGGAAAGGUCUGUGGGCUGCACUGGGGCAGAGGCCUUCUGCGGAGGAGCGGGGAAGUUGAAUCGCCAGUUGGACGGCCGUCAACCCGGCCGAGGAAGAGAUUAGAGUCCAUUCAUUCGUUGGCUGGGCUGACAGCUCGGAGUAUGAUGAGGAGGAGGAGGAUGGUGAUGGAGGAAAGGAGGAGGAGGGGGAAAUGGGAAGAGAGGAGAGGAGAGGACAGAGGGAGACUAGUUGUACGAUUCGAUUCACAGGAGAAGACUGAGAGAGGGGAGCGUAGCGUGUACUAGUAAUGGAUUAAAUUUUGUCUUUGUGGACAUCAACAGGGAUGGGAUUGAAUGCUGAUCACCAAGUUCAGAGAGAGAAGCUGACAACGUCAGCGACGUGGACCAGGCAUGCAUGGGACAUGCAGAGCUGAAAUCACGUGCAUGAAAUGAAUGUGCGUUGUAGGGCAAGCUGCUAAGAGGCCGCGAGGAGGAGGAGGAGGUAGGAGGGUGGGGGCUCGGCGCGCAACAUAGUCAUGUGCGCAUCCCAGCAGGGAAAGAUUCGACAGUUCAUGUAGCAGACUCUCGCAUUUGCUGCAGUCACACACACACACACAGAGAGAGAGAGAGAGAGAGAGAGAGAGAGAGAGACCGACAGUUAGAUGUCGGUCGGCUUGAGCAGGGAUUUGAGGAGGAGGAGGAGGAGGAGGAGGUGGGGCAGCAAGGAGGGAAGUAGGAUUACUAUCCUCAAGCACUGCGCGCCGAGCCAUAGAUAGGCCUAUUCUCUGUGCAGAUGAUGCGGCUUGAAGUUUGCCGCAUGUGUCCGCCGUUCCGCAUCGUCUGUUGUUGUUUUUCCUUCUCUGAUCUGAUAGCAGCUGUCCCACACGCGCGCGCGCGCGCGCGCAACUAAAGACGCACACACACACACACACACACACACAGAGCGAGCGAGAGAGCGAGCGAGCGAGCGAGCGAGCGAGAGAGAGAGAGAGAGAGAGAGAGAGAGAGAGAGAGAGAGAGAGAGAGAGAGAGAGAGAGAGAGGGAGGUGAAUGGGGGGGAUGAAGAAUUUGCCAUUUCUGAGGGGGUGAUUGAACGUCUGAUUGAGUCCAGCUUCGACUGAGAGGAGACGAAUCGUCAACGACCCAGGUGCAGGAGGUUCAUUCCGUAAGACGAAAAGACGAAGCCGUCAUCCACAGCUAGAGAAGAAAGAAGGGCCAUAAACAGCUCCAGCAAGCUCAAGCUGUAGCAGGGAUGGCGCCCCGUGCAGCAAAGGGAAAGAGCCAUAAACAGAAGGGUGAAAAGAGGAAGAAGGAAGAGAAGACCUUGCCAGUCGUGCUGGAUGUUGUCGUCAACACACCAACAGGCAAACAGAUCAUUGUGAAGGGAAUAUCAACAGAUAAGAUUUUGGAUGUGCGGAGAUUGCUAGCGGAGCAUGUGGAGACCUGUCACAUCACCAGAUAUGGCUUGUCGCACGAGAUAAGGGGCGCAGAUCUUCGAGAAUCACUGGAGAUUACAGCUCUCAAGCCAUGUGUGCUUACCAUGGUGGAAGACGAGUACAAAGACGAGGAGUCAGUGAUCGUACAUGUGCGUCGUCUUCUGGACUUGAUUGCCUGCACCACAUCGUUUGGUCCAUCCGCAAAGGAGAGAGAGAGGGAGAGGGAAUCACAAGAAUCAUCAGCUUCUGGAGCUGGAUCGGGGCAGCAGGCAGCUGUUGCGGGGUCGGUGCCAGCUUCAGCAUCGGCUGUGCCGCCUGCAGACAGGGAUGCACUGAAGCAGGAUCCAAGCUCACCGAAGGCAGAUGGCGCACCCGAGAAUGCUGACCGGCUCAGUGAGAAUGGGGUUAGCGGCGCAAAGUCCCGGGACGAAAUGGAAAACGGUACUACUCAAUCUGCCAAUGCACCUUCUGCUUCUCCAACGAAUCCUCCUUUGGCGGCAGUGGAGGCACGGUCUGCAAAUGGGGAGUCAGUCAACACGUCAAACGUCGACAAUGGCGAUGAGCGUCUGGAGACGGCAGAGCAGGGUGAAGCGUCAAGGCCCAUGGAGGAGGAGGAGGAGGAGGAGCAAGCUGGAUCUGGGGCGGUUCGGGAAAACACCAGCAAAGACGGUGGAAGUGGGAAUGGAUGUGGGGGUGGGAGGGGGGGGGAGAAGGAGGCAUCGGCUGCUGUUAAAGACAAUGACAGUUCGAUGGUGAAAGGCAGUGGUGGUACUUCGUUGUCUUCUCCCGAUGGCUCAAAGUCGAAGAAUGCCAAGACAGAGGCAGCGGCAGCCAUGGCUGCUGCAGCGGCAGCUACAGAGAAGGGUGACAUGACAGGGAUGUGCCCUCCCUCCAUGCUUGGACAAUUCUACGAGUUCUUCUCUAUGUCCCAUCUUACGCCCCCAAUUUUGUCUAUCCGGCACUCCAAGAAGCCGCCUCCUGCAGAGAAAUGCUCUGAAAGCGACAUCAUGUAUCUGGAUGUGAAGCUAUGUAACGGCAAGAAGGUUGCAGUCGCAUGUUGCAUCAAGGGCUUCUAUGCGCUCAGGUCUGAAAAGGGAAAGCAGAUGGCGACGCCUAUAGAACACACGCUUGUUGCCCUUCUGCGCAAAGUCAGCCGAAGUUUCGCGAAGGCAUAUGAUGAUCUUCUUGCAGCUUUCAUCGAGAGGAACAAGUUUGCGAACAUACCUGCUGGGUUCCGGUCCAAUACGUGGGUGGUGCCGCCGCCUGCUGCGGCUCAACCAGCGGCGUUUCCGCCUCUGCCUGUGGAAGACGAGCUUUGGGGAGGCGAUGGCGGAGGGCAAGGGAAAGAGAAGGAUAGACAAAAGGAAGUUCGGCCAUGGAUGAGAGAAUUCAGGAUCUUGGCCCGAAUGGCCUGCAAGACGCAGGAGGAAAGGCUUAUCCGAGACCGGAAGGCGUUUCUUCUUCACAGUCUUUUUGUUGACAUGGCCAUUCGACGGGGAGUUUCAGCGAUCAACGAAGCAGCUGCAAGGCUAGAUUCACAGGAGAAGUCGCCAGCCGUGCCCUCUGACAUGGAGUCUGCAACGGCAGUGUCAGAUGGCGCUUCGUCAGCAGCAGCCCCACAACUGCUUUCCACUGUCGAAGCCGACAACUUUCUGAUUGAGGUGGAGAGAGAUGCGAUUCACGCACACGGCCCGAGACCUUAUGCUGUCAGUGUUGUACCUCUUGAGAAGAAUGAGGGAAAGCUGACUCGGGCAGAGCUUGCAGAGCACAAUUUGCUCAAGGGCCUGACAGCAGAUGAGAGCACAGCAGUACACGACACUGCAACGCUGGCGACAGUAACCGUUCGACAGCGAGGUCUCUGUGCGCGGGUAAGAGCGGUGGACGAUGAACGCCCGGAGAAUGGCCAGCGAGAUUCGGCGUUGGCAUCAGGAUCUGAUCCAGCGGCAACGAGCAAUGGUGCGGAGCCCACUUCACCGCAUUCAAGUCCUUCCCAUUCCGAGAGGGUCGAGGAGGUAAUCAUUGAUGCACAACCAGAUGGAGGGGCCAAUGCACUGAAUGUGAACAGCUUGCGAUUAUUGCUUCACAAGGCUGCCUCUCAGUCAGGAAACGUUAGCAGCGGCAGUGCUCUGAUGCCCAGCUGUGGCAGCAGCAGCAAUCUAGCUACCUUUACAGCGACGACCGCGGCGAGAUCUGAUAUCUGUCAAUUUGCCGAAGAAGCAGGCUUGGUUAUGAGAGACAUCUUUGCAGAGAAUCGAGAGUGGCUCUUGAAAGAGGGGGAAGAGGAAAAUGAUCCAUUCAUGAGGUGGGAAUUGGGAGCGUGCUGGUUGCAACAUCUGCAGAAUCCGCCAUCACCAGCAACAAAGAAAGGGGAGGAGGGUGGCGCAAAUAGUGAUGGUGGGGAGAGCAGUGAUGACGGAAAGGGAGGAGGAGGAGGAGGAGGAGGAGGAGGAGGAAGCAGGGUGACGCAGCAGCAGCAGACGACAGCUGCAGCCAGAAAUGAAGGGGAAAAAGCGCCGGCAAAUGGGACAACGGCUGUGAUCACAGACAAAGCACAGGAAGGAGAUACUGCGCACGGAGGUGGGGAGGAAGUCGAAAAGUCGAAGGAGAAGGAAGAAAGAGAGGAAGCAGAAGAGGCCCGAGAUGCUCAGGAUGAGAAUGAAAUUGACGAGUCUCAGCUUCGGGAUCGUCUCCAGCUCGAUGCUGCUGCUUUUGAACGACUGAAGGAAUCGGGAACGGGAUUGCAUAAAAAGACUAUUGAGGAGCUUAUGGAAGGUGCUAGAGAGUAUUAUGAGAAGACAGCCCUCCCGAAACUGGUUGCUGAUUUCGGCUCUUUGGAGCUCUCUCCUGUUGAUGGGCGGACACUGACAGACUUCAUGCACACAAGAGGCCUCCGAAUGCGUUCUCUCGGCCGUCUGGCUGAACUGGCAGAAAACCUGUCACAUGUGAAAUCCCUGUGCAUCCACGAGAUGGUUGUUCGCGCCUGCAAGCACAUUGUGCGGGUUGCAGUGGCCAGGUGUGCCGGCUCGCCGAUCCUGAUGGCCCAUGUUGUGGCUGCAGCCCUGAACGUCCUGUUUGGGAAGCCGCCGGCAGCCGCCGACAGCACGGGUGACAUCAGCUCAGCUGCAGGACUUGCAUCUGCGACAACAACAGCUCCUGCUGCUGCGGCCAAUGGAAAUCAUGGUGAAGACUCGACGUCAACAAGCAGCUGCCAGGAGGAGUCUACUGCUGAUGAGCACCCCAGCAUCACUGUGUGGAAAUGGAUUGAGGGAUUCAUCAAGCGAAGAUACCAUUUUGAUCUGCCAGCUGGAACUAGGGAUGAGCUCCGCAAACUCGCGAUGCUCAGAGGAGUGUGCAAUAAGGUCGGGAUCGAGAUUGCCCCGCGGAAUUAUGAUAUGGACUCGCCUAACCCCUUCACACCGUUGGACAUAAUCAGCCUAUUUCCGGUGUACAAGCAUGUCGCUUGUACAUCAGCAGAUGGGCGCACGCUCCUGGAGUCCUCGAAGACAGCACUUGACAAGGGGAAGUUGGAUGAUGCCAUCGCGUAUGGAACAAAGGCUCUGGCUCGACUUGUGGCUGUUUGUGGGCCCCGCCACCGAAUGACAGCCGGUGCCUACAGUCUGCUUGCUGUAGUGCUGUACCACACAGGCGACUUCAACCAGUCAAAGGGAAAAGGUGGCUCUGGAGGUGGGGCUGGAGCUGGAGCGGCCUUGGAGGGUUCUGGGUCCUCACGCCCGUCUUCUGGGAGUCCGGUAGCAAACGGCUCUGGUGGAAACCGGGCUGAUAGGGAUGGCGCAGGAACUGCUGCAACAAUCAGAGCAGAGAACAGCUUGGCAGCAACCGACAGUGGAAGCGAUGCAGAAGACGAAUCCGCGUCCCCAACUUCCAGAUCGAGAGUGAAUGGAAGCCAACAGACGGAAAGUAGGGGAAGCACUCAGUCAACAACAGCAUCCGCGAGUGAACACACCUCUACACCUGCGAACGGAUUCCAUGUCCAGAUUGGCAGCACUGUCCUGGUCAAAUCCAGCAGCCAGGAUCAGGCUGUGGAGGAUGAGAGAGGCUCCAGUGGAGGAGAUUUCUUGGCAGUUGAUGAUGAUCAAGGUGGUGAGUGGCAAGAAGCAAUGCCCAGAGCUAAAUCAAGUGGCUCAUGGUUCAGCAGGAGGCCGCGCCAGGGUCGAUCUUCCGGAAAUGGAGGGAGUGUCCACCUCGGGAGGGUUAACGUCAUUCAAUUUGGGGGAAAGGGGAACACGACGGGGAGGGGGGGUAUGCCAGCCGUCCAAAGAGAUAAGUCCACGCAUGUGAACGGGAACGGGACAGCUUCUGGGCAACAAAUGGCAGCAUCGCCUUCUGGUGCUUUGCCGAGUCCAACUUCAGUGAAUGGUCCAGUUGCAACGACAGCAGCAGCUAUGCCUACACCUGUUCCAGGUGGAGCGGCAGAGAGGAGCAUGCCCAGGAGAUGGGGAGUUGGAGGGCUUGUUGCCUCAGCAGCCGCAGCAGCGGGGCAAUCGGGCAUAAUGCCCUUAACCAGUCCAUCUUCCGUCCAAAAGGCCCCUGCAAGUGCGAAAGAUAGCUCAUCGGAAGCAAUUCUUUCAUCGCCAUCAGGAAAUAAUCCUCCCAAUACUGCCACAAACCAGAUGAUAACUGCAGCACCGCCUGCGCGGAACGAGGCAGUCCCUGUGGACCAUGGAAUUUCUCCAUCAGGAUCAGCAGGGAGUGAUACAAAGCCUGUCCCAGCCCUCUCAUCUGCCUCAGCGGCGACAUCAGGAGCAGUUGUGGCUCCAUUGGCCCCUGCAGCACUCAUGCCUCACCCAAUUCCGCCGGCAAGCAAACGUGCCACCCUAUCACCUGGAAUGUCAUACAAGGAUGUGACUCUCGCUCAGCCAGGAACAAUUGCAACAACUGCACCCUCAAGCUUGCUGAAGGCCCCUCAGACCCCUGCUGCUUCCCCUGCUCCCGGUUCAAUAUCUGCCUCCCUCGCUGUUGCUGCUGUUGCUGCUGUUACACCUCCCAUGUCUUUACCUGCUGCUGUGGCAGCUUCUGCGUCGCAGCCUUCUGUGACACCUGCAGUAUCUGUAUCUACUGCUGGUGCAGCUAUUACUGUGCCGAUGCAGGCUCCUGCUGCUACUGCUUUUGACGCUGUGGCUGAGAGACCUGCCACCGUUGAUACGAUUAGAGACUCUAAAUAUGAUUCAUCAUGUGUCCCUGUGGCUGACACAUCUAGUGCUGAACGUAAGGCUGAUGCCAAGGUUGUUCCUGUUAGCAAUGACACCAGCAAAGCCAAGAACUCUGUGACUGUACAACCACCCCCGGAUCAUGGGGCAGGCUCUACAGUAGGAGAGGUCGCGCCGAGAAAAUUCACUGUGAGUGACGAUGAUCGAGCAGCAGCUGCUGCUGAAAGAGUUGCAGGUGUGCAUAAUGAGAAAGAGGUGCUUGAACGUUCAUCAUCCAGGGAUAUAAUUGUCGAUGUAGAUCAGCAAGAAUCCAUAAGCUCGAUAGAGAAUGUGAUCAAGGAACAGACUGUUGCAGGAGGAGCAACUGAUGUCCAGGCCACGGAUGUGAGCGUCUCGUCGGUCUCAGAGCCGGCAGCCCUGUCUGCAGUACCAGGUGAGACAGGGCCAGAUAUUGGCCCAACGGUGCCAGAGUCGCCGCUUGUUCAGGAUCGUACAGCAAGUUCUAAGAGUGGUGAGUCAGCAAUUGACGUGGCCGAAGCAUCUGAAAGUAGGGAAAGUAGAGCUAUUACCGUUGACAUAGGUGCAGAAUGCAAGGCAGCCAUAUCGCAAGUAGCGGCGGCUUCCUCCGCUGAAGAGAAAUCGGAUGCUCCAAGUGUGCAACAACAAUCUGAGGUCUCCAGCAACGAGCUUCCAUCUCCAAAUGGGGGAGAGAGUGUCCCAACGCCACCUCAAGAAGAUUCACAGCCAGCUGCGGAUUUGUCCACGGAUGAAUCGAAGUCACCAUCAGAUUCUUCUCACGGAGCAGGAACUGCGCGAUCUGUUCCAGAAGAACAACAAGCCUCGUCAGAAGCGGCGCCGGAUGCACCUGCCAGAGGGAGGUCUGUGCUCGCUUACCCCACAGUGGAUGGACCUGGAAAGAUUGCCCUAACACCGAUGAAAGACGGCUCGGUUCUCCAACCCUCAGCUCCGCUGUCACGUAGCCCCUCCUCGUCCCCGUCACCUACAGCGAUUGCUCUGACCCCGAUGCGCCCAGGUGCAAGGUAUCCGUUGGCAAUUUCACCACCACUCACCGGUCCUCCCCCUCCCCCUCCGGUUCCUUUUGCCCCUCCUGUUCCGAUGAUGUAUGUCCCUCAGCCUAUCCUAAUAUCUCCUAGCGGUCACCCAAUUCAGAUGGGAGGUGGCCCUCAAAUGGUUCAACACAUUGCCCUCCACCACAUGGUGCGCCCGGCACCACCUAUGCAUACCUUUGGUAGCCUCCCACUUCCCCCCAUGUUACGUCCCCCACACAUGUCACACCCCAUUUAUGGGUCAUUUUCCCCCCCUGUUGGUGUUCAACCUCUUGCAGCAACAGCAACACAGCCAGUUCUGAUGAACCCCAAUGCUGCGGAGUUCAUUCCUGGACGACCAUGGCAGCCCUCGCACGUGCCAGUCACACGAACAGUGUCGGUGGCUCCACCUGUGGUCGUAUCCCCGAGCGGCACGGCUAACGAGCCAACAACUGCUUCAGAGGCAACAACUGUGACAUUGGUCGCAAGCUCAGCGGUAGCACCUGAGGAUAACCCAGCGGCGACAUCAUCGCCAGAAGCAAGUGAAGACACCGCAACCUCUGCAUCGCCAAGCAUUUCAUCGACUAACACUGUUUCAGCAGGUACCGAGGAGAUAAAAUCAGGAACCGAGGAGGUAGCCGAUCCUACGGCUGGCAAUGUCCCAGAAGAGCGCUCCCAUGGAACCUCGGCCAUUGACAACGUCCCAACGGGAAGUUCCAAUGGAAUGUCAGCCAUUGAGGCAGAAGAAGAAGCACAAGAACACAGAGGGUCAAAGGAGGUAGAUCCGGUGAAUGGUGAUGGAGAUGUCCUAAGUGAUCCUGAGAAGGUCUCAUUGUUGGAUACCCCAUCGGGAGAGAUUGCUAGUAUAGAAAACUUCGCCCUGACUGGCGGAAAAGAACAUGGAGAGCAGGAGAUUGGGAAGACCAAGGAAGUGGGAGAUGGAGAGGGAGUGGGAGAAAUGAAGUCUCAGGGUGUUGACAAGCCAGCUGCUGCUGCGGAAGAAACCAUUGUUACAGAAAGGGAGACUGCAGUCCCCAGCGAGGACGGCAUAGAAUGCACUUCACUGACAUGGUCGUCUGAUGUAAGCCCGCCCGUAGAAGAGGCUUGCGAGGUAGACGAGGCUGUAAAAGUUGAAGAUUGUGGUGAAGUGAGCAACAUAUCAAUGACAUCGGUGGCAAACGGAGUUGUGAAUUCUGAGGGCUUGUCUGACGGAAAGGUCGUGCAGCCACAGGAGGUAGCUCUGGGAACAGAUCAGCUGAAGUCCACUUCUGUGAGUAAUGGACAUCAAAUAGUAUCAUCUCCAGGCCGAGGGUUGUCUUGGGCGGAUGUCAGUGACGAUGAGGCCGAUCAUGCACACCAUCGGGUUCCACAUCUGGCUUCGAAGCCCUUCACACGCCGAUCUUCACAGGACGUCAGAGUUUCCCGUCAAUACUCUGACAGAUCUGAGAGGCGCCCCGGUGCACUGGAUGUCUCUCGCGGUGAACUGUCGAGCCCACGAGUAUCAAGCCGCCGCCGUCCUCUGACUCCGUCACAUCAGGAUGGCAUUCCCUCCUCACCUUCAUCUGGGUUGCCAACAACAGAAACAAGCCGGAUGGAGCUCUUCGUCAAGAGAGACUAUCGGCAUGAGUCUGCUGCAGCAGCAGUAUCUCCAGCUGGAGGGGAUGUGGAACGGCGGAAGAGCAAUACCCAGGAAGCUGCCUCAGUGGGCCGCUCGUCGUCAGAGCCUGCCUCACCUGGUCCUGGUUCUGCUUCCAAGAGCGCAACACCUGCUACUGGUACUAGUUCCAGAAACAGAGGUGGUGGUAGGAAAGCUGUCGACAGUGGUGAUGCUCCUGCUGCCAGGAAUGUUGAGAAGACAAGGGACAUCAGAGCAGCGAAUGGAAGUAUAUCCGCAACGGGUGGGGAGGUGCAGGGCGUCUCUGCUCGGCUUAGAGAUGGUGAGCAAGAGCAGCCAAGCUCCAGGGACGACGAUGGAUUCACUCUGGUGACAAAGAGGAGAGGCAGAGACAGAAGAGGAGGCUCUGGGACACCUGGAGGAAGAGGAGGGGGGGGGAACAAUGGAGGGAAUGGGAGGGAAAGGGAGCGAGAAAAGGAUUGUGAAGGUGCGGGAAGAGGGGAGAACAGCGCACAUGGUAAGCAUACGAGGGACCGGGAGAGUGAGGGGGCUGCAGGAAAGGGGGGACCGGGUGCCCCCAGUCCGAAGCACAUGAGAAGAUCACAAAGCUAUCACGGGGGGCGACCGUCAGGGCGAGGAGGGCGGCAAGGCAGUGGUGGUGGAGCAUAUAUCAGCAAAUCCUCCAGUCAGAAACCGUCUUCCACAGCAGUUGGUGCUGUGGAUUCCACCAUAGUGAACUCGCCGUCAUCGACACCGCCCUCUCAAGUCCCGUCUAUGCCUUCCCCAUGCCCUCACCAUGAUAGUGCUCGGGAGCAGAUGCCUCCUCCCCCGACCCCAAGUCAGGCAGUUCAAGUUCGGUAAGCAGAGCUAAGUGCGUAUGUGGAGGGUGUCAGUUGAGGGCACGGGAGAUGCGAGGCAUACACUGUCUGAUUGAGGAUGGCACAAGAUGAGUGACCACUAGCUGACUGGAAUCUGAACAAGUGGAUGAUGUAACGAGCGAUCAUAAUGAUUGGAGAGCAGAAGGACAGGCUACGUGGAUGUUGGAGGAAACAUGUGUAGCAUGGAAGGGUAGUGACGAAGAUGCCGCAGUGCACACACCAAUGACACCAUAUGCGAAUGAUUAGAGUUUGCGUCGAGUAGUAUUUAGUGGCUUAUACGAGGACCCUUCACGAUUUUUCGAGCGCUAACAUGUUGGAGAUACCUUCUUCAGUACAGUUCCCUCCGCAAUCAUUACAGUGGCUUACCAAAACUUUCCCCUUUUCAGGCAUCUCUCUCUCUCUCUCUCUCUCUCUCUCUCUCUCUCUCUCUCUCUCUCUCUCUCUCUCUCUCUCUCUCUCUCUCUCUCUCUCUCUCUCUCUCUCUCUCUUGCGCGCGCGCGCGCGCAAACACACACGCACACACACACACACCAUAAGCUCUUUCCUAACCCGGUGUUGCUUCCCCCUUUGAGGAAACAGGGGAGCACUACAGAGUACACGUAUGCGUAGACAAUUUUGGGAGUGGGAGAAGAGGGAGUUCAACAGGAAUGCCCCAUGAAAGAUAGAUACAGGAGCAGGAAAGAUGGACAAGCAGACAUGGAGAACAGACGAGAAGAAGAGAAGAAGAGAGGGAUUGCCUGAUUUGAUACCACUCGGAGACUGUGCCAAGAUUCUUGGAGACUGGCAUUCUUUAGAGAAAAAGAUGUCGGCUGUUUCUGUUUUGAAAUCGAUCUUCAGAGGUUUGAGAUUCUUCAGAGAUGCAUUGGGCAUGUUUGAAGUUGCAAGAUGAGUAACAGGUUCGUUUGAGUACGAUUCUGCAGGUUUCAGGGGAUGGUAUGCUGUUAUUACCUUAUGCAAGGAGCUUUCGCAUCAUUCGUGUAGUAAGUCGAUUGAGAUGAGGACAGGAGAUCUGAUUUUGAGUCCUUGUGAUGCAAGCUUCAGACCAGCAGAAGCCUGCAGGUCAGGACAGGUAGAUCAAGGAGGAGGGGGCAAAAUCAGCAGGUAGGUACCGUAGGAGAGAUGGAAAGGGCUGACAAGCAAGACUGUCAGCACGCGAGUAGUAGAAGGAAGAGAGAGAGAGAGAGAGAGAGAGAGAGAGAGAGAGAGAGAGAGAGAGAGAGAGAAUCUCUACUAUCUCAUGUUUUUGUGUCUGGCUGUGACGAAACUGGAAGUAGGGGGAGGUGACUUAAAAAUUAGUAAUGAUGGGAUCCUGAUUUUCGCUAGAACCCCGGAAUGAAGAAGACAGGACGCAGACUUUGCGUUGACUUGGUUUCAUAUACUGAUUAGCUUUGUCCCUGCUUUCAUAAACACAGAUGCAACUCUUUGUGCUGCGAAGGGGCGCUAAGGAAUUUGAGAAUGGUCGAUGAUGACGUGCGACCGAGCAUGCAUGGAUACAAUCAGGCAGGCGAGCCGAAGGGCAGGCUGGGAGACAAUUACCAGCGGUAUAGGCAGAGUCAUAUCGGAUGGAACUUUGGUUCAAGCAGACGAGUCAACCCCCCUCGCGUAGUUGGGGGACAUCAAUGGUAGGGGAGGGGGAAACACGGCCCCAAGCGCACUAGUUCAUCGACUGCCCAAGUCCCAGUUAAAAUUAUUGGAAACUCCAACGAUGCUGCUCAGAGGGCCCUCAUGUCAAUUUCAUGCGCAAGGGCCAACGCGCUCAACAACAAGUGGCAUGCCCAGAGUCUCCCAUGCGCAACAGAAUACAUCAAUGAAUGUAGUCGUUUUGC